Podarcis lilfordi (Lilford's wall lizard) is the source of this 20854-nucleotide messenger RNA. NCBI's taxonomy places the organism in Eukaryota, Metazoa, Chordata, Lepidosauria, Squamata, Lacertidae. The record is from the annotation of a GenBank genome assembly.
AUGAGCACCCUGAUUCACCAGGUGAGUUUGCAGCUCAUUGACUCAAGAGGAUGCUCGAACACACCCUGCACAGAAGGAAGAUUUCAUGAGGAUCAGCUCUAUCUGUUAUCCUUUCCUUUUUAAUUUCCUGAAGGCUAUUGGUGAUUCAAUGGCUCGCUCUCUUUCAGGAAUCUGCAUCUCCAGUGGACAAGGCAUUAGACCCCAGGAACUCUGCAUUUGAGGCGGCAGUGAGCAACCGGGAAAAAUUGGAUUUCAACAGAAACUUAAAAGAAGGUAGGAAGGGUGCUUUACAACCAUUGCGUUCAGUUAAGUCCACCUCCUUCAUUCUUGCCGUCUUUUCUAGGAAGAGGCCAUAAUUGCGUGGCAGAACACAAGCUUUGCAUUCACAGGGUACAAGAUUCACAGCAUCUCUAGUUAAAAUCACUUGUGUUGCAAAGUAGGAAAAGAACCUGCUGGAAGGACCUUGUGGAGGUCCUGUCAAGAGGGAUGCAGUGAAAGGUAGCUACUCAUAUCCAGUAGUGGCUGGUGUGGUAGGGCAGAGCUAUGGAGCCAUCCUCCUGGCACCUGCAUUGUUUCAGUUUGCCUGGAAGAGGGGCAGCAAAGGAAUAGUGAGGUUGAGGCUGCACAGUUGCAGCAGUGGAGCCAAUCUGGUGCUCCUGUCAGCGCAUCUUACAGGCCCCACCUCAUUGCUGCUGUGCCUCACCCAGAUAAGCUGUAGUGACGCCAUUGUCAGGAGGAUGGCUCUACAGUCCAGCUGCACCAUGCUGGCCCCUUCCGCCUGAAUCAUUUCCUUUUUGGAGUGGCUCCUUUGCUGCAGGUGGAUGUAGUUAUACUGACAAAUGUGCAUAAUAAUUUUAGAAUGUUCAUACUGGAUCAAACAGUUCAUCCAGCCAAGUGUCAUGACUUAAAGAGUAACUAACACAGUGGUACCUCAGUUGUCGAACGUAAUCCGUUCCGGAAGACUGUUCAACUUCUGAAAUAUUUGACAACCGAGGCGCAAUGGGCGAUCAGCAAAUUCCAUUGAAGAAAUGAGCCUCGGAAGCCGUUCAACUUCUGAGGCACGUUCGAAAACGGAAGCAUUCACUUCUGGGUUUUCGGUGUUCGAAAAUUGAAAGGUUCGGCUUCCAAGACACUAAAAAACUGAAGUAUUUAGCUAUAGAAUAAUCUGUCCCCUUCCUUCAGUCCCACCUUUCAGCAGUCGGUUUCUUAAAAAGGCCUAAUCAUCUUGGCCACUGAGGAAUCUGUCCUUGGAGAUUUGUCCUCCAUAAGCUGAUCCUGUCAUCAUUUCUGUUGUUCCAUAUGAUGAAUGCAUUGUUUAAAAUAAACUCUGAAACUUUUCUCCUUUUGAAUCAGAAAGCCACCUACAUGUUGUACGCUAACAUUCUUAUUUCUACAGUGAUGCCGACCAUUGAGAAGUUACUGUCCAGUGACUGGAAAGAGAGACUUCUGGGGAAAAAUCCAAUGGAAUCCAAAGAUGUGAAAGGUGAGUAUCUGGUCUGGUUUGGCUGGGACUGCUUUAAGGCCCAGACCACAGAGAGCAGGCAUAAUUUGUUCUAUUGGUUAGAGAGUGACAAUUGGACCCUUAGCCCCUCUUUCCCCCACAUCAGUUAAGUUAAAUUACAAAGCCUACUGUCAUUGAAUUAAUAUCACCAUAGCUCAUAAAGCUUUGCCUUAUUACGGAGGAUACAAAAUCAAUGAAAUAGACAUGGCUUCCCAUCAUUAGCUAGUGUAUCAUGCAAAUGUAUGUUCUAAUACAAGGGUGGGGAACCUGAGGCCCUCCAAAAGUUGCUGGGUUACUGCUCCCAUAAUCCCUGACCUUGCAGACUGGGGAUGAUGGGAGUUGUAGUCCUGCAACACAUGGUGCAAGAACCCCUGGUCUUUGGUGAGAAUUGUAUAUAUUAUUUAUAAUUCACAAAGCUGAUUGCAUGUGAUGAUUUCUCUAGGGCAUUUGCUAGGAAUAGGUCCCAGAACAAAAUCCAUAUUGGGCUGGUUCAUCGCAAGGUGGAACCAAAGUUUGUUUCAUCCCAUUUCCAUUUAGGUUUUCAAAGACAAAUCUACAUAUAUAAUCUUUAAAUCCCACACAGAAUACUUUGACAUAAGAAAUUAAGAAAAAAAAACAUAAGGUGGUCCAAACAAGGUGGUCAAAGAGCUACUUGCCUGCCAUCUUUUCUCAUUUUAUUUUUUUUAAAUCAUCUGCCUAAGAGCAUCUAGCUAGCUCAAAAAGCUCCUGCCACUACAUGCAUUGAAAUCAGUGUAGCAAGUAAUGGCAGGUCUUGAUGAUGUGCUGCUGUUCUCUGGAAAAUUUUGCAUACAUUUUGUAUUUUACAUUGACACCCCCCAGACACACACUUUAAAGUCUUUGUAAAAUAUGUAAAAUACACUUAAAAUGUAGGUAGGAUAGCAACAUUCCCCCCAAGAGUGACAACACAUCAUUAAAAAUGGAUCAAUCCUAGUGGGAUUUGCCACAUGGAUUUCAGUAUGUAUAGCAGAAACAGCCCCAUGCGCUAGUUAGCUGCUCUUAGGCAACUGGAAUUGCUUUUGAAGGAAGACAGGCCGGCCAGCCUUGAACCACCUCGUAAGAAAAUUCGUAAGAGAUUGGGAAUCCAGUCCUGUAUGGGUUCCAGAGUGAAUCCUUGCCCUGAGCAUAACAUUUGUCCAGGCAGAUGGGAUCAGGUCUGUCCACUUUGGAAUCAUGGCUUGCUGGAUUCCUCUUUGAUCCUCAGAAAUCUUGACUGAGUUUGAAUUGAUCCGUAUAGCAGCUAAUCACUAAAAUCUGCAUUUAUCUGCAUACAGAACAAUAGUUCUGAAGGAGGGGAAAGGCAUGCAUGUGUCCCAGCAGGAACCAUCUUAGAAAAGGCAUUUUCUCCUGGGUGGGAGAGUGAUGGUGGAAUGCCUUAUCUAAGAAGGUGCCUCCCCGCUCCCCAAUUUUGUGAGUACAGGUACCUGCAUUAAAAAGAAUUGAUUAUUAUUAUUAUUAUUAUUAUUUUAAAAAAAUCUGCUACCUGAUUAAUUGCAGCCACCUUUUUAAUGAAUCAAAAGAUAUGCAGUCAGCUAUGCUUAAUUGAUUAUACAUUGCAGACCUAGAUUUAUCCAACUCUCGGGGGGCAGGGAGCUAUGUGUUUAAAGAAUGCGUGAAGGCGGUUGUGUGGCUUGAUCAGCCAGCCCUGCCUUUCUUGCCCGUGUGUAGCAGUGCCAACCCAUGCCAUCUGCACAUAUGCUGAUAUGUGAAGGGGCUCUACCUGCCCAUUGAUGUACACAGGUAGAACUUCAUGCGAAGGUGGGACCCUGACUGGUGCCUCCCACCAGUUCAUGGGGACUUCUGUGUGUGCAGAUGAGCAUGUGAGUAGAUCCCCUUCAAAAAUUAACUGAACAGGGAGCCUUAAUCCCUGUGCAAAUGGUCAUCAGGCACAGGGCUAACCUACCUAGUCCCCUUACACUUUCUUUCAAUGUGUGUGUGUUGUUCGAACCCCCUUCACUCUCCACAAAGUGCUUAAUGAAUUAGAUGUUGCAGACCUAGAUUUACGAACUCUCUUCCUGUCCUUCUUCCUCUUCCUUUUUUCCUUUGGGCUCUUGUUUGUCCCAGGAACCCAAGAAAGCCUGGCAGAGAAGGAGUUGCAGCUGCUGGUCAUGAUUAACCAGCUGUCCAUCCUGCGGGACCAGCUGCUGACUGCCCACUCGGAGCAGAAGAACAUGGCAGCUAUGCUGUUUGAGAAGCAGCAGCAACAGAUGGAACUGGCCAGGCAGCAGCAGGAACAGGUAGAAAGUAGAACACAACUUUGGGGCUGUGUUUGUUCUUCUCAACCUUUGGGAUAGGUCUUCAGGAAGUGGCUUGGAUGCAGGUUGGCCAGAGCCCAUGUGACCUUGGCAAAUAAUUUUGUCAAUUCUGUCCCUGAUAUAAUAGUGCUACAGGAGUUACUGGCACUUUACAUAUCUCAAGUGAUUUAGGGGGGAAACAAUUUAGAAGUAGUGUGGCUGGUGUGGGAGUCACAAUGAAGUGAGAGUCACUCACACAAUCUGUUCUAAAGCACUAAAAGCCUUACUACACAAAUCAAAUAAUGGGUAGGCACCAAGUAAGUUUUACUAGGUACAAUUCCAUCGAAAUUAAUCAACAUGACUCAGUUAGGACCAGUCAGUGGAUUGACUCUGGUUAAAACUGAGUUGAAUAUCACCCUUAUCUGGAAUGGGAAAACAGCACUGGUAUAAAGUGAACAGGUUCACAAGUCACAUAUCGUAUUAUCUUCUGGUGAUGCAGGGAGGUAAUGCUGGUGGGAAUAGGUAGAUCUGGACUACUGCAUGGUGACAGGGAAGAGUUAAAGGUUUUAUUAGCUGUAGCCAUACACAGCAUAAUCCUAUGCAUAUUUAAUCUGGUGCAAGCCUCACGAGGAUUACAAUUGUAGACUUAAAAAAUGGAAAACAGUUAUAGUUACACAGUAUUUGCAAUCAUGAGAAUUUGGGGGUGAGUGGGAGAACCAGCUAUUAAUGAUAGUACCUUUUCCCCAUGCAUGUAGAAUUCAGUUCCACAAACUACUUACAAUGAGCUACAUGAAUUAUAAAUGUAGUUUGAUCAAUGUCUAUAGAACUGUAACGGUUAAGUGCAAUUAUGACCACUUUACAGUGAUUUGUGAAUCACGUUGAUUCAUCUCUCUGUAUAUCAUUGCCUAUUGGAAUUCUUAGAUCCUCAUGAUAAAAAAGUGUACAGUUUCCAUGGUAUGUGUGAAUAUGGAGGAAAAAAUAGGAAAACAUAGAGAACCAAAAGGAAGGUUUUUUGAAAAAAACACCAAAACUAAAGAAAACAUUCUUGUUUCAACCUUGUGAUUUCCAAGUCCAUCAAUCAAGACUUUUCAAAGGUUCAUAUCCCCAUUUUUAGGUCUAUAAUGAUCAAGCAGUUGUUAACAUGGAAGAAUAAUUGCAACAUGCACGUCAGCUGCACUUUGACACCUGUCGUAUUUCUGAAAUGAUAAACCAAGUAGCAGUCAUAGUUAUGUACAAAUUAGUUGCCAGUUUAUACUCGUCAUAGGACUAAGACAAGUUGACAGCCCCUGUAGGAUACAAUGGAACCUCGACUUGCAUACGCCUCAUCUUGCGGGCGUUCCAAGUUGCGUCCACGGCAAAUCCGGAAGAAAACACCAGGUUUGCCGUGAUUCACGCAUGCGUAGAAGCGGCUUCUGCCAUCUGUGUGUGCGCAGAAGUGCCUGCCACCGAAUUUGCACGCGCACAAGACGCCUCUUCUAGCGUACCAUUUUGACCAGCGGACGGACCUCCGGAACUGAACAAUUUUAAGAAAAUGAGAUUCCAGAGGAGUGGACAUAUUAGUUUGCUGCGGCAAAGUAGAUAAAAACUACCUAUUUUAUUGCCACUUGAGUCUUUUAAGUAAGGACAAUCAUUUACUUCAUCAGGUGUAGUUAUGCAUUGCAGUGCUACCAAAUUUGAGAGACAGGAAGCCUUCAUGAUUUAGAAUUAAUCCCAAGAUCUUAGAUUUUAGGAUGAGGUUAAGUAUUGGGAUACCACUGCCUAACUCCAACUCUGUAGAACCAUAAAAUGCUAUCACUUUUCAGGCCCAGUUCUAAUGUAAUGCUGUACACAUUAUAUCAGGGGACAUGAACCUGUGGUCCUCCAGUUGUUGCUGGAUAUAUGGAUGGCUGCAGGUUCCUCACCCUGCAUUAUAUUCUCAUUUUCUGCUCUGUAAUGUGCAAAUCUGAUACCAGAUUGAUUCAAAUAAUGUGCUCAUUCACCUCUUCCUUACAAAUACUCAAGCUUGGCUUGUGGAAGGGCUGGGAGGUUCUCCUUUGUAAUAAAGAUGGAGAAGCGCUUGGGAAAGCUGAAUGGGAAGCGUCAUGUGUCUUGAGGUUCUCAAUGCCUGGUUCAUAGGCAGCAACUCUCAUGGGCUGCCUGUGUUCAUUUGGCCCCUUGGCCCUUCAUAGUCUUCUCCUCUUGCAGAUUGCCAAACAACAGCAACAGCUGAUCCAGCAGCAACACAAGAUCAACCUGCUACAGCAGCAAAUCCAGGUAAAAGGGGUCUCCUUUCUCCCUGCACAUAGCAAGGAAGAUAGACUGAAAAUCAGGAGACAAAGGUUUGGCACCUGGCUCUGCCAGAUGUUCCCUGUGUAACUAGGUUAGAUGUGUCACGUGAAUUCUUUUUCUAGCUGUCCAGAAAUUGACAUAGAAGCAGGACAAUAGCGAACUGAACAUGGAUUCAAACCAUAAGAUAGGUCUGCCAAUGGCUGCAAAUCUAAACCCCUUAUUUAAAAGUAAAUCCCAUCAAAAUCCAUGGGUCUCACUUCAAAGUGAAUGUGUUUUAGACUGGGGUGUAUGUUGUACAUCAGGGUUGGUUAAUCUGUGGCCCACAGUUCUGAUUAGGCUUGCCAUGCUUCCCAAUUUGGUCUCUGAGGCCACCUGCCUUACACCUGAAGUCAUCUAUGACAUCAGUUAUGGGGCAGGUAAAGAUUUUUCUUAGCUGUAAAGGGGCUGGUGGCACCUGCAAAGCCCUGUGCUUAUUGCCCUGCACAGCUCUUUGCAAGCCUUGGCAAUUGUCUGAUCGCUGGUGUUUGCAGAUAGCUGUGUAUAUAGUGUUUUAAAGCCCUAACAACCAGCUAAUCAUCAGGGCUUCAAAGCACCAUAUGUGGCUCUCUGCAAGGACUCAUGAGCAGCUGAUUGUUACCCUUUUAGCAGAAGAUUCCAGGGACUGAACCCAGGACCUUCCUCAUUCAAAGCAUGUGCUCUACCGCUAAGCCAUAGGCCCUUCACUUUGAAGGCAAAUUGAUCAAAGCCAUUGUGCAGAGGGGAGGUUCUAAUUUCCCUCCUGCACUGCAGCCCCUGUCCAAAUCGCCCUCCUGCACUGCAAAUUCCCACCAUCCCUUCUGGCUUCCUUGAGCACAGAAAAGAAAAAAAUGGCACUGGAUAUGCAUUUCCCCAUCUCAUUCUCACUGUAGUUUGACCCUAAGCUUCAGCCUUCCCUCCACUGCAGUAUGGAAUGGUUGUACCUCCAUAGAUAUGUUGGGAGGGUACAGAAAGGUCGGCGGUUCGAAUCCCCGCGACAGGGUGAGCUCCCGUUGCUCGGUCCCUGCUCCUGCCCACCUAGCAGUUCUAAAACACAUCAACGUGCAAGUAGAUAAGUAGGUAAGGAAGGUAAACGGCGUUUCCGUGCACUGCUCUGGUUUUGUCAGAAGCGGCUUAGUCAUGCUGGCCACAUGACCUGGAAAAACGGUCCGCGGAAGCGGACAAACACCGGCUCCCUUGACCUGUAAAGUGAGAUGAGCGCUAUAACCCCAAAGUCCUUCACGACUGGACUUAACUGUAAGGGGUCCCUUUACCUUUACCUAAUGGAGUGAAAAGUAAGAAAGCCAUAGAGAUCUCUCCAGAACUUCGUUCACAUGAUCUUGGAUAAGUCUUUUUGGAUAGAUUCUGUUGUUCUCUAAAGGCAAUGCUUUUUUUUCUAGAGAAACAGGAGCUGGUACUCAACAUGAAGUUGUUACAAUAAGCAUGGACAUAGCCAGGAUUUUUGUUUGGGGGAGGCAGGCUUGGGGGGGGCAGAACCUCAGAUUUGUGUUGAUUUUUAUUGAUUGGGGGGCAGCUGCCCCCCCUGGCUACGCCCAUGACAGUAAAUGCCACAUUUUUAACCAAAACAGAGGUGCCAGUACUAUGUACCCUUCAGUACCCCCUAGAAAAAAGCACUGCUUAAAGGUAACUUUGUAUUUGGCUCUGUUUGUCUGUCUGUCUGUCUGUCCCCCCUCACUCUUUUCUCUCCAGCAGGUCAACAUGCCCUAUGUAAUGAUUCCAGCCUUUCCUCCCAGCCACCAGCCUCUUCCGGUCUCCCCAGAUCCUCAAAUGGCACUUCCCAUCCAGCCAAUCCCUUGUAAACCAGGUAUGAAGAGGCCAAGAAAAGUGUUGAAUUCUGGUUAAUGGGACACAGUCUUUCUGGGUGCUUCUGCUCAGUUGUCUUGCAUGUCCAUGGGACCACACAAGUCUAUGCGGUUGGCAAAUUAGUAUCUUCGAUUAAAGCCAAAUCAGUCAGGCUUCUUGGAUUUAAAGAGCUGGUUCCAGCUAGCCUGUCUUGGCUUUCAUUUGAGUCAGCAAAAUGUUUGGGGCUAGCCUUGCCUCAGAAAAGGGCCAAGAAACCAUCCAGGAUUACAGUUAGUGGCCCUGCAGCUGUGGCAGAAAAUCCCAAAUUGUCUCGGUAGGGUCUUGGAGGAACUGGCAGAGCUUUAUGGUCUGGGCCGCACAGUCAAGAGGGAAGGCCUCUGUCCCCCCUCCCCACACCCCGCCAAGUGCUGCAUCUGUAGGAACUGUUUUCGGAAAAGCUCAUUUGGGCUCCCCUGAUCCUCAGAGGAGUCUGUGGUUUAGUUAUCAGAGGUGUUUUCUCAGGGUUUAGGGGAUAAGAUGUAGGCUCCAAUGCCAGUGGAUUCACAUGAGAAGGACCAGUGUGUGGAUCUGUCUCCUCCUUGGGGCUGCUGUCAUAGGAAGACUCUGCAUCAGAGGACCAUGACUCCCUCAAAUGCACAGAGACACUAUUGAUUAGCUGUUAAACCGAUUUCAAUUUUAUGCAAGCCUGUUUUGGGUUGCCUAACCCUGAGAGCCCCGUUUGAGUUUCCUAGCUCUUAAUGCAGAAAGCUUGCGAUUCCUGGCGAGAUUUCGCUGGGAGAAAGAUUUGAGCAGCUGUUUGAUUCGGUAACUAAUCUCCGACUGUUCUCUUUCCUGUCCCAUCUGCAGUGGAGUACCCCAUGCAACUGCUGCACAGCCCCCCUCUGUCCGCACUGAAGAGACCCGCAAGCUCAGGCCACCUACAGAUCCAGGUGCAACCCUCAAACUGUUUUCUCUGUGGGCUCCCAAACUCCUCUGCGAAUGCACUUCUACUCUCCUUCUCUCCUUCCUUUUCCUUUUCCUUUUCAGGAAUCUUCCCAGCCACUGAACUUAACAGCAAAACCCAAAGGCUCCGAGCUCCCCAAUUCCUCCAGUUCACCCAGCUUAAAGAUCAGCAGCUGCCAGUCCCUCACUCCUAACCAUGGGGUCUCUCAGGAGCUGCAGACCAGCCCUCCCAGCCUCCCUUUGGGUAAGUGUUAAGUUGUGGGUGAACAUAUCAGACGACACAGCGAUUCUUCAAACAGCUCUUGUUUACUCACAGGCCAGAACAGAACUGAGCUGAAGGGUUCAGCCAGCCUGUUUAUAUAGAGCUCUACUACAACACAACAGUAACCACUUUCUGUAACUAUCCAAUCACUGAACUUCACUUUCAAUCCCUUAUUUGCAUAUGUGGACCUGAGUGAAAACUAUCUACAGUAUCCCCCUGCUGGCCCAGGGUGAGAACUUCAGUACAUAACAGUAAGGCUAUGGAAAUUCCCCCUGAUCAGGUUCCGAGCUGGCACAGAAGUGCUUCUGCAUUUGGAUGACAACUGCAAGCUCAUGAUUUGUUACCUUGCUCUCUUCAUUUGCUGCGGGAAAAGAUCUGCACCCAUCCCUGGAUUUAGGAAGGACUUGAACCUGGCAUUCCUCGAGAUUCUGUUUGGUAUUGUUUUCCUCUGUUGGUCCUGCUGCACCAGUGUUGGAAGGGGAGAGGCUGUAGCUCAUUGGUAGAGCAUACAGAAAAUCUCCCAGGUUCAAUCCUGGCAUCUCCAGGCAGAACUAAGGAAGACUGGAGAGCUGCUGUCAAUCAGUGGAGGCAAUGCUCAGUCCUGGUCUAACUCAGUAUAACACAACUUCAUAUCAGUUAUAUCCACAUGCUCUGUUUAAAUGUGUUUCAUUUAAUAUAUGUUUAAUUUUUCAGUAAUUUAAAAUCCCAAGCCUGCUUGUGUAUGGAAGUUUUUUGCUUUGGUUUUGAAAAGGAAGAUACCAUGAGAAAUAUACUUUCACUAUAGAGUAAGGUUAUCAGAUGUCCCCAUUUCCUGGGGACAGUCUCCGGAUUUACAAAUCAGUCCCCAUACCAAAUCCAUUGAAAUUGAAAAGUGUCCCCAGAUUCAUUGAAAAAAACUGGUAACCUUACUCUAGAGCAGCCUUUUCAACCAAUGUCCUCCAGAUGUUUUGAACCAAAGUUUGCAUAAUCCUUGAUCAUUGGCAAUGCUGGCUGGGACUGAUAUGUGAGCCUAAACAUCUAUGGAAAGCACUAGAUUAGGAAAGGGCUGCUCUAGAAGCACAUAUUCAAAUUCACUAAAAUGUGAUUUGUUUCCCAUUUAACCACUUUGCUGUGGUCAAAUACAGAAUCCUUAUGAAUCUCCAUAAGUGGGGACCUGAAUCUCCAUUCUUUAUGGUAAAGGUAAAGGGACCCCAGACCAUUAGGUCCAGUCGCAGACGACUCUGGGAUUGCGGCGCUCAUCUUGCUUUAUUGGCCAAGGGAGCUGGCGGACAUGUGGCCAACAUGACUAAGCCGUUUCUGGCGAACCAGAACAGCGCACAGAAACACUAUUUACUUUCCUGUCAGAGCGGUACCUAUUUAUUUACUUGCACUUUGACAUGCUUUCGAACUGCUAGGUUGGCAGGAGCUGGGACCAAGCAAUGGGAGCUCACCCUGUCGUGGGGAUUUGAACCGCAACCUUCUGAUUGGCAAGCUCUGUGGUUUAACCCACAGCGCCACCCGCAUCCCAACAUUCUUUAUGGUACAGUGCUAGUAUUUCCAAAUAAAUAGCUGCAGAGUACCUGGAUGUAAUAUAAUGUGUUUUGCAUGAGAGGGGCCCACCCUGCAGUUUCAUGAUAAUGGAAGGCACAAGAUAACUAAAGCUUUCUCUUUCUGAUCUUUUGAUGGGUCUGAGGAGAAGAUUAAUGGGAUGCUUUAGAAGACAAUGGAUCUAAGACUGCUGGAACUGGAACUUAAGUGGCAUGCCUUUCUUCCCCAAGUACCUUUCUGAGAAUGAGCUCUGUGCAAGGGUACCAGAUCUGCUUGAUCUUGUGACACUGAUUCCAUUCCAUUUUUAAAUUUCAGGGUUCCUGGGGGAGGGAGAUGCUAUCACCAAAGCAAUCCAGGAUGCCCGGCAGCUUCUGCACAGCCAAAGCAGAGCGUUGGAUGGAUCUCCAAAUCAUCCCUAUAGGAAGGUAAGUGGUAUUUCUGAGACAGGUUUGGUCUUAAAGAGGGAGAGAGUUGGGAUUUCCGUACUGUUUCAGGCACUAUACUUAUGCAUGUGUGUUUGCCUUGUACAUUUAUGAACAAUUAUUCUGUAUAUAUAAAACCUUAGAUUUCCUAUAACACCCUGAAGAUGCACUCUCUGUUAAAAGUCAGGUGUGAAAACCAUAUUUUUGAGGAAGUAGAUACGAAUAAGUAUAAUGUGGAAUCUGUGGAGGGAUAGGCCCAUCACCUGUAAGGAAUGUGACUGGUACCCAAGUUUUCAAAGUCAACUUUUGUAAUAGUGAAGAAUGAACUUGCCAAGGCUCAAUUAGGAACAGACUCAUUUAUAAUGAGCUAAUUGGAACUUGGUUUGGACUUGAAUUUAGGUAUACAUUUUUAAGCUUGAGGCAUGCUGAGCUUGUGCUUCUAUCGAGGUCAUCAGGAAUAUGAGAAGGCUUGUGAGCUUCUUAGUUGAGCUUCUACCCCAAUAGACAGUGUAGUGAGGAUUCCAUAAUUACCUCCACUGUCCCUUCUUUUUGCCCCAAAAUAUACUCUGCAAAGGCAACAAGAAGGGCUGAUGCUGCAGUCUAGAUAAGGCAUCCCCAACCUUCAGCCCUUCAGAUGUUUUGGACUACAAUUCCCAUCAUCCCUGACCACUGGUCCUGUUAGCUAGGGAUCAAGGGAGUUGUAGGCCAAAACAUCUGGAGGGCUACAGGUUGGGGAUGCCUGGUCUAGAUGCAGCAACAGCAUCCCAGGUACCAGGUUCCCUGGGAAUUGCAGUCUCCCAGAUCUUCAACUUUCUUAUUAAGACACUAGAAUCUUUGGGGAAUUAUAUUUCCCAGGACUUCCCAUGCUGCUGUAGGACCUAAGCUGUAACAGUAUUAGCCCUUUUCAUCACCUCCAACACUGCCAGAUUGAUUCAGUGGGUAAGGGAAGAGGUGUGGCGGUGGAGAGGCUGUUGCUGGAACCAAACAAAUUAUAAUCUGGUUCUGGACCUUGGAGGGUUGGGGGUUGGGUCAGGAUUAGCCCAGAAAUUCUGAACUGGGAAGCUUGUGCCCCAAUUCUGAACUUCAGGAGCAUCAUUAAAUAGAAUUCUUGCUCUGUUGUCAUAAAGUUACAAGAAGAUCUUGCUCCCAUGACUUUUGUCUUUAGAGUGAUGCUUUUAGAAGUGAUCUAGAAUGAUUGUUGGAAGUUCCAGUCUGGUUUCAAUGGGGCUUCCCUCUAAAUUGAGGGGAUUCUGAAAUUUUCCUGCCCUGCUUGCUGAGUUCAAACAUGGUGGUGUGUUCUAAACAACCUUUCCAGGCCACUUUGUCUUGCAGAUAGUGCUGCAUGCUGGUCUUGGGCUGGUCCUUGGCUGUCCAGUCAAGGAGCAGCUUUUAGGCUAUGCAGCCCUGCAUUUUGGGGCUCCUUAUUUCUCAAAAGUCAUUUACUUUUGGCUAACAAGAAGUAAAAGCAUACAGUCUUUAUUUAGCACAAAGUGCAUGCCGGUAAAUGCUUCAGUUGAAGUUUUCAUUCGAGUCACUCCUAACCUUGCUUGCCCUGGUAAAAUUCAGUAAACCACCUUCCCAUGUGCUUUCAGGACCAUGUCAGCUUGGAUUCUUCACCUGCAAAAGAACAGGUGGAUGAGACUUCUUUGCAGAGACUGGAUGAGUCCAUGCUAACCUGUGAUGGGGAUGGUAAUGAUAGUUGAUCAUAAAAAAUUUAUCUAUGGUAGAAUUGGGUGCCCCCCGUUUCUGUUCCUCAUAGGUGCUUCUGCUGCAGUUAACAUCUUUCAGGUCUCCAAAGCCCAAUAAUUGGGGUGGGGGAAAGGCCAAGCUGAAAAAUCCCAUUUAGUUUGUAUAAUGAGAUUCCUCCCCCAUGAAUCCAUGAAGUUCUCAGCUUCUUUUCAGUUCCACACUCAGCUGAUAUGCAGAAACCACAUUGUGCUAUCUAUAGCUGGUGUAGGAGACCUUUGGCUCUGCAGACAUUGCUGAACUUCAGCUCCCAUCAGCCCUAGCGACCAUGGUCAAUGGUCAGGGAGUUGUAGCUCUGCAAUACCUGGAGGGCCAAAGGUUCUCCACACAUGGCCUAUAGGUAGCACAAUGUGGUUUCCACAUGUCAGUUGUAAGUGAAACUGCAAAGAAGCUGAGAAUUUGUGAAGUCCAUGGUUUGGGGAGGGCAGGACUGCUGCCUCUAACUGCAGAGGCAGACUUUACCCACCAAUAUCUCUCUCCUCUAUUAAUCUGUCCAAUCCUAUUUUAAAGCCAUCUAGGUUAGUGGUCAUCGCUGCCUCUUGUGGAAGCGAGUUCCCUAGUUGAACCACGCACUGCAUGAAGAAGUAUUUUCUUUUCUAAACUGAGUCUGCUGGUUGCUCCUAAACGUCCUAAUUCCUUGCCAGUUCUGUUUGGCUUGGCUUUGCCAGUGUCUCUAUAGUGGCUGUUCCUUGGUCUUUCCUUCACAGGCUCACGACAUUUCCCCGAAUCCAGGAACAACAACCACAUAAAGCGUCCCAUGAAUGCCUUUAUGGUGUGGGCCAAGGACGAGAGACGCAAGAUCUUGCAGGCCUUCCCAGACAUGCACAACUCAAGCAUCAGUAAGAUUCUAGGUAAGUCUGUGGGCGGGUGUCCUUAUUUGUUCUGCUCCCCCCCUUCCCCUCCAUGGCUUUUGGGAUUCCUGUAAGGCACAUUGUUAGCCCCAUGCACCCUCAGGCAAGGAAUUACUGCUAAUCUCAUGCAGGUUACCAGCAGGCUGUGCGCUAGGAUAAAAGCACAAAAGCAAAUCCUCCUCAUAUUCUCUCUCUUUCUCUCUCAGCUGUCUUGAUUCUUUGGCUCUGACACCUGAGCACACAAGCAGAUGUGAAAGCAGCACUUUCUAUUUUUUAAGGUCUUUUUUUGCAUUAGAAAAAGAGAGAGCAAAAACCCACAUGUGCAGAGGAAGCCCAUUCUCAGGGAGCUAUAGAUACAGCUGUGGUUGUGGGCCUUUUUUUGUUUUUUGCAACCUAGUGACAUAAACUGCUGGCUUUGCACUGACCUAGAGAAGCAGUUCUAGGCCUUCCUUGGCAGCUGUGAAGUCAGCAGGCAGCCAGCUUUUCCCAGUAGCCCUCAGGAGUGAGCCUGUACAGACUUAGCACUUCUUCCAUUCAGCAGCAAGCCUAUUCUGUCUCUUGUUCUUUAGAGCUUUGCUGCUGGAAGAAGGAACAAAAUAAGGCUUCCUUCCAGGAACAGGAUUCUGAGCUGUGGGUUGGUGGGAGGCAGUCUGUGGACUGCCGCCAACCCAAGGAACUGGUGCUUGAAAACCUGGAACUUAGAAGAGAGGUUUCCAGUAGGCGAUUUUCUCUCUUCACACCAGCAUGCAGCUGACCUAAAGAUGCCGGGCAUGCAAAGUUAUUCUGAAAUUCACAGCUAGCAGAAAUCCUGAUCGGUUGCUACUGAUGAGUGCUAAUUAGGUGGCAAUCUACAACAUGCCUAUAUUCAUUCUAAUCUGCAGGAUUACCUGUGGAACCCAUGGUGAUUGGGCAGAAAGGAUGGCUUAUCACAAACCAGCCUAAGUGAUAAGAGCACUGCAAGUAUCUUGCCUUGGACCACAAGGAAGCAAAGGGGGUGUGAAUUAAAUGAAGCAGUGUAGGAACUGCUCUGAAAGAGUCAUGGAAAUGAUAAGCAACCUGCAUUGACUUCUCUAGUGCUUUUAUUGGAAUCACAAUAAAUUUUUGGCCAUCUAGAUUUAUCUCUCUUUAAAUUAUAAAUUAUUGACCGUCUAGAUUUAUCUCCCUUUAUCACUAUUCCCUGUAGACAAUAUUUUCCCUACCAACAGUGCUACACUAGGCCUUGCCUACUCCUGGAUGAUCUCUGCCCUCAGCAACACUCAUGAAACACAUGCUUAAAACAAAGGCCUGUGCAUCAGGCCAAAUCCCAUAGCUUGGAGGUCCAUAAAGUGUGGCCUUUGGACCACCAGUUCAUUGAGAUGGCCCAUGGUUUGCCUGUGGAUUUAUGGUUGAAGAUAGGAGAUGGCACAUCCAUUGCAGUGAGUACAGUGGAACCUUGGUUCUCGAACGGCUUAGUUGCCGAACAAAUCUGCUCCCGAACGCCACAAACCCAGAAGUGAGUGUUCCUGUUUGACCAACAGUCAAGUUGGUCAACCGAUCAAUUUUACAGUUUUCUGCCAAAAGUUAUAACUAUUUUUGUGUCAACAGCAAAUAUCGUAAUCUGUGAAGUAUAUACAAUGGCAAGACACACAACAUGUGUACACCUGAUAAAAUGGAUUAUUUUGCUUAAAAAUGAUAAUACAAAAGGCAACUCCCAGGUCUCAGUUUCUUACAAAGUAUCGCCAUGACAACCCACAUGAAUUGAGAAAGUAGCCCCGGGUUUUUUGCAGUGGCCAUAGCAAGCUGAGCCACUUGAUGCAUACUUUUCAUUCCAUAGAAAACCCCCUUGUAUGGCAAUUAUCCCUGUUAGCAAGCUUAACAACCACAGGGGCUUGCUUAUAAAGGACCAAAAUAAUAAGUAGAUCUACAGCUUUUGUACCUCUGCAGCUUUCCCAUCCUGUUUUACAAGCAGUCCAGGUAAACAAUUCUAAGGGAUUCUAAGGCCUGGCUGGGGAAAACCUGAGGGUGAAGGAACACUUUUGCUCCAGUCACUGUGGCUUGCCCCAACCCCUGCCUGGUCCUCCACAACUUUUCUUAGACCUGGCAGCUGUAUGCUGUUGUUCUGCUACAUCAGUGUAGAUAUACAUCCAUGGUGCUUUAAAGUUUAACUUAAGGAGGGGAAAGACAAUGAGCUUCUUGGGACAGGGGCCUGUCAAAAACAUUGACAGUGGGGUCAGUAAAGGAAGGGGAAUGAUGACAUGAGAACUCUUCUUAGUUGCAGGGAGUUCUGCUGUAUAAUAUUCCCAGCUGGUGGGUGGUUUCCAGCCUAAACUAUUGAGCAAAAAUUGGCAUAUGCUCUGCUGCUAGAUUAGAAUGAGAUUACCUUGUAAUCAUCAGAGCCAGUAAGCAGGGGACCCAAUCGUAAGAACAUAUACCUCUGAAAACUCAGGUUGUGAGAAUAUAGUACUUGCUAUAUAGCUUGCUAUAUAAGGUAUAUUUUGAAGACUGUUCCAAUAAGCAUAUUUUGAGAAAUCAUAUGAUCACUCAUCACCUGAAUCUCAACCCAAAAUUUAAGUAGAAGAUUGUGAACUCUUGGAUAAUAGCAUACACUCAGGGCAAUCCAUGUAUACUCAGAAGUAAAUUUCUGUUGAACUCAAUGAGGCUUACUGCCAGGUAAGUGGGCAUAGGAUUUGAGCCUUAAAAGCACAGGGCAGUAUUCAAUUGCUACAUCUACUUGCACAAUGGGACUCCCCCACUCUCUGUCAUGCACAUCCCACACUCUCCCCAAAUCUGCUCCAGAAGGUUGCGGGGAGCCCCUAGAAGAGAUUUAGAGAGUGCAUGGCAGGGAAAAGAGGGAGGAAAUGUUCCAUUGUGGAAGGAGAAGUCCUUGUGCUGAUGGAACACGAAUCUUAGUGCUAGGCUGGAUUCCACCCUUGCUUUGUGUGACAUCCAGCUCCUUGUCUGGUCUUUUUGUACACCACAGGUAGAAGUUAACAGCACAAUACCUAAUAUAGAUGUCAUGUUUUGUUAAUGCUAAACAAAAAUAACCCUCACUAGCGGCAGUGCUGUCUCACUCAAGCAUGUGUUUCCCAUGAUGUGGCCUAGUGUUGAGCUGUCGCAUAGCCUGGGUGGUUAUUUAAAGAGGUUGGUGUGGUUUCUGAAGGAGGUCUCAGUCCACUGGUGCUGGGAGUGAACAUGUUAUGCUUCAGCAUUGGAGGUUUGUGGCUUACUCUCCGCAUGUUUAAUCUGGGCUUGUGCAUUGUUGCUAAAAUAAAAGUAAGGGCUCUUUAUUUAAAGGAGUGCUCUUAACCCACGUUGACCUUCAGCAUCAAGGGGCCUUGUGGUAGACUGCCUUUUUCACCCCGCAACCUACAAAUAGCCACUGUGAUGGAUUUGUGUUACUUAAACAUUACUUAUUUGAGAGAGCAUAUCUCAAAGUUUUCAUGAGCUAGCUGGGGGAAUUUGCACCAGAAUCUUUCUGGCAUAGUCUGAAGGUGUGCAAAUUUGUAUCGUGCCCACAUGAACUGCAGCAGCUGAAUACUUCACAGAUAUUAAUGAAUGUAACACUGGUUAGAGCUGCAUCAGGAGACAGUAGAAUCGACUAGAUCUCUUCUGAAUGCAGAUGAGGAUGUUGCCAUUUUUUAAUGCUCUCAAUUUUAAUUUUGAUUACCUACAAGUAGAAAUUGGGAAGAGGGAGCUGCUUCAUGGUGUGCCAGUUUCUGCUGCAAAGAGGGGUGUUUCGUGGGUUUUUUGUACUUAGGUAAAUAUUCAUAAAUGGCACCCCUGCCUGCAGUCAGAAAUGAUAAUGGUCCAUUCUGCCACCUCAUUCAGCUGUAUUUGCAAAUCUGGCCUCAAGACUCAUCAUUGUUUUGAUUUUGAGUUUCUUUAAUAGUUAAGGGGUAGUUCAACCCACCUUGCUUUGCUGUAGUUUCCUUCUCCAAGAAGUCUUGACCAAAUGAAUUUUGUCCAGGCUGAGUUUCUCCUGAAUGCUUGCUGUGUUGUUGUUUUUAGUCCUGUCUGCCAAAGUAAUCUUGGGCUGAUUUUCUUCCUCUGCUUCUUCCCCUGCUUGGACGAAACCUUCCAUAUCUCUCCAGCCUGCAUUCUUCACACACUUUCUGGUGGGAAUGACAGUAAAGGUCACCCAGCCCAGGAAAUUCGAGUUACAGCGGGGCAGCCUAUUUUAGCUGUUGCACCUGCUCACCAUACCUUGUGCUGGGAAGAAUUCAAAAAGAGCAGCAUAGGAAGGUGACAGGAAAGGUCAGCAGGAGGGAGGGGUUCUCAUUAGCAAUAGGUGGGCUGCCUGUUCACUGUGGUUUGUGGCCUUUUAUAUGGAAAGGCUGGAUUAUCGCAGUGGACUCUAGGUGGAGCAAGCCCUCAUCUUGGUCUGGAAACUCCAACUGGUGCAAAACACUACCGCUAUCCUAUUUGUGGGGACAGACUAUCGCCAGCACAUAACGCCAUGGUUUAAACAGUUUGCGCUGGAUGCUCAUAUGUUACCAGUCCAAGUUAAAGGUUCUUGUAUUAAUUUGCAAAGCCCUUAACAACUGUUAGUGGUCCCCAGUGACUCAGAUGCACGACUUGUAUCCCCCACAAGCUGUACAUUUGGUAUUGUGGGCCUGAUUCUGAGGCACUUCCUCUUAGCUGAGAUCAGGCAGAUCCCCUCCCUGUUAGAACUUUGGGCAUUUGAAAAGACCUUUCUGUUCCAGCAAGCAUUUUAAGGAAGUUCUCUGUUCUGAUGUUUAAUUUUCAUUGAUAUUAUUCACCAUAUGCUUUUUGUAAUUUUUUAUGCACACAAUUUAGAAACAUGAGCAAUUAAGUGGCAUAUAAAUAGCUGAAAGAAAUAAAAUUAAUUAAAUUCUCACUUGUCUGUUUUGGUAUUUGGGCCUUGCAGUCUGGCUCUUUUUACCACCUCUCAAGUAAUGCAGUGUUUGAAAUGUGCAGUGCAUCUCUCUGAAAUAAUAACAUAUGUAAACAACCUUUCUGAGUCAGUGUUUGCUGCUUGACAAUAGCUAAGAGUUUCAAAUGAAAACUUUUCAGCUAUAUGUGGUCAUUACAAGGUGAAGAAGUCUUUAUUAAGCACUGCGUCUCCUGGAUUUUGGUGGUUUGGUUUGAUUUUUGGUGUUCAUCCUUUUGCAGUGGUUAUCUUGUGCUUGGAUAAUUUUUUUGUGGAUGAGCACUUUCAUUAUAUUUCUUUCGUGUUAAUGGAUUUCAUAGUAUAUUGUAUUUUGUACAUUGUCCUUGUGAAUAACUUCGUUUCCUUCUGGUAGUGUGAAGCGACAUUAACCAUGACGUUAGGGUUAGUGUUCACUGAGGACAUAAAACAUAUACCUAUUUAAAAAUGUGCAAACUGAACACAUGGAGGAAUCUAUGGUCCUUGCUCCUAGCUUAAGUGGAUUGAAAAUAUUUGAUGGACACCUGCCUCUGCUCUUCUUCAUUUAAAAGGCACAUAAGGCAUUUUGCAAGGGGAUGCAGAGAUAUAGGAUUUGUUUUGUUUUUGAAAUGGGUGCUCCAUCUGGCAUAUCCAUUGCCUUGAUCAAGUCUUGCACAAUUUCUAGAUGAGCACUAUUCCCUAUAUGGGGAAAUUUUUAAUGUUUGAUGUUUUAUUCUGCUUUUAUAUUUGUUGGAAGCCUCCCAGAGAGAUUGGGGCAACCCAGUCAAAUGGGCAGGGUACAACUACUUCAACUACUACUACUACUACUACUAUGUGAUCUACCUGAUGCAGCCUGUUUGUUGUAAUUUAUGGCCUGCUGAACAACCCAUUUUUGUUGGGUUCAGACUUCAGACUUGGAAGAGUAAUUGCUUGCCUAUAUUUCUCAUCUCCAACAUCUGAAAUCCAUUUAUUUUCGUGUCAUCCCUCCCCUUCUCCUUUUGUUUUAAGGACAUCCUCUCCUGUUUACAUUAAAAAGCAGUAUUUUGACAGCGCAGAACAGGCUAGCUAUAUGUGGCUGGAAGCAAGAACAAAGUCAACUGGUUAAACCUCUCCCUCUGCAUCUCGUUUCCACUUUGCAGGCUCACGAUGGAAAUCAAUGUCAAAUCAGGAGAAGCAGCCCUACUAUGAGGAGCAGGCUCGGCUCAGCCGCCAGCACCUGGAGAAGUAUCCCAAUUACAAGUACAAGCCCCGCCCCAAGCGCACCUGCAUCGUGGAAGGGAAGCGGCUCCGUGUCGGCGAAUACAAGGCAUUGAUGAGGAAUCGGCGCCAGGACGCCAGGCAGGGCUACCUGAUUGCGUGAGGCUCCCUGCCCCUUCUCCCCUCUGUUUGCUCCCGAGCCCAGCCAGGAGCUUCCUGUUGCUCAAAUCCGACUUAGGGAGUGGCUGAUUUGGGGAGCAAAAGACAGCCCAGCACGUCCCCUGCAAAGUGCCCUUUGCACGAGCAAAACCUCUGACUGUGGCCAGCAAAGGCUUCCUUGGUAGUCGCCACAGAGAGGCAUGCACAUUCUUAAAAAUUAUGCCUUGGUGGCAAGGACACAGCUGAUUUAUACUGACCCAGACAAACACUAAACCGGGGGUCUUAACUUUAAUCCUAUGGAUAGCCUCGCUGACUUUGAAGGGAUCACACAUGUGAUUAAAUACUUUGCUGGAUCACAUCACAUCAGCAUAGCUGGCACUUCACAGAAGACAGGCAGCCCCGAAAGCCCUUCCCAGGAUCUGGAAGCUGGUAUCCAGCAAGGGUCGUGGCAGACAGCUCCUCUGUUUCACUUGCAUUUCCUAGAGGGCAGCAUUGCCCAAAUACACUGCAAUCUAGGCGGAAUCUAGACACAUUUAGAAAUGCUGUGAAAAUGCUUUAUAAAAAAAAAGUUUUGAAAAAUAUAUUGAAUUUCCCAUAAGCUCACUAUCGCCAUCUAGUGUCAUAUUUGUAUAAUGCACUUCAAACGUUAUAUUUGCAGCUGUACAGCUGAGUCCCUAGUCCCUUGUGGAGAGGUGGGGCAUAUGUUAAUGGCGGAGCAGCAGGGAGGAGGCUAUGGUUCUCAUGCUGUAAUGUCUUUUCUAGACCUCAGGGCAGCCAGAUGCCUCCUUCCUCUUCGGAUCUUAUGUACCAGCGGUCAGUUGGGAUGCAGCUGGCUUCACCCCUGAUGGACCACUACCUGCCCCGUGGCAUGGAAGCAAACAUGCCGGUCAUCAUCAACACCCGUAGCCUGAAGCCAGAGGAAGGGGAUGGGGCUGAGGACAGUCAUUCAGUGCCCGAUGGCGAGAUGUACCACUACAGCGAAGAAGAGGAUUCGGAGGGCGAGGAGAAGAGCGAUGGCGAGCUGGUGGUUCUCACAGACUAA